AUGUCUCACUCCUGGGGAACACUAGCAGCAGAAAGAACCACUUUUAUUAUGAAAGAAAUCCCUUUUGACUGGAGACUUUCGCCGAAUGAUCUCUCAAAUGCGAGGAUUCAGCGAAGCAUCACUGGGCCUUUUAUUUGCAAGUAUCUGGAUCGGUUUGAACGGGAAUACCUAAACCAUGAUACAAUUUCAAUACUGAGGAGGAUUUGGAAUGGAGAAUGGACUGCUGUUCAAUGUGUGCGGGCUUCCUGCAAGAUUUCCUGUAUUGCCCACCAAAUUGUGAGUUCCAUCAUUUCGAUCCCUCCUAUUGUCGAUUGUGCUUCUGUUUAAAAGGUUUAAAAAGAGGUAUACCACUCACUCAAGUAGAAUCCGUGCUUGCUCAAUAUAAUGAUACCCGAAGCUUUGGAAAAGGCCAGGAAAUUAGAUGAAUCCUUUAAAGGGGGCCGGGGGUCUGUCAAGGGAUUUCUUCAUGGUCUACCAAUAAGUGUUAAAGAUCAAUUCCAUGUCAAAGGUUCAGAUACAACCAUGGGUUAUGUUGGAUGGAUUGGCACUUUUGAAGGAGAUGGUGAUGAUACCAAGGUGGGAGCAGUAGAAAGUCAGGUUAUUUCAGAUUUGGAGGGACAAGGUGCUGUGGUUUUCUGUAAGGUAUCCAUCUCCCCACAAGUUUUGGAGCAGAUAUACUUAAGCUGACAAUUGAUAGACCAGCUUGCCACAAACUGUUCUCGUAAGCUUCGAUUUUUUGUUGAGCUGAAGUAGCAUUAUGAUAAUUGGUAUCUAGUAUGAUGAAACUAUAAAUAAUAUCAUCGGCCAGACACUUAACCCAGUCAAUCGACUUUUAUCCUGUGGAGGCUCUUCUGGAGGUAUUUGACAAUUCUUUCUCGGUAUGAACGUCCAUGGUCUAAGGCAGCAUUACAGGCGAAGCAGCACUUAUUUCGACGGGCGGAAGCUCACUGGGAAUGGGUACCGAUAUCGGUAUAUCAUUAGCUUCCUCAUACAACUGUACCCUUGACUAACAGCAGUUCAGCAGGCUCUGUUCGGGUCCCAGCUGCAUUUUGCGGCAUUUACGGCAUUAAGCCCAGUCAUAAUCGGUUUUCCUACAGAGGAGUUGCUAAUACUGUUCGUCCAACACGCCAUUGUCUCCCAACCGUUCCUCGGAACUCACUAAUCAUACUGAUUACUCUUCUGCAGAACCCAGGACAAACACUAAUUCCCUCCUCCGUAGGUUUCCUUUCACGCUCACUUGAAGGUCUAGAAUUAGUCAUGAGCAGUCUCCUCUCAACCUCACCUUGGCUUCGCGAUCCCGCUGUUGUUCCAAUUCCCUGGCGUGAGGAUGAUAGACUUAAAGCCAGAAAAAAGCUCAAAUUUGGCAUAUUUUGGUGGGAUGGAAUGAUACAACCUCAUCCGCCAGUUACACGUGCACUGGAAAUGGUUGUGAAUACUUUGGAAUAUGCAGGACAUGAGGUAUUCCUCUGUUGCGACGUAUGAUUACACAGGUGCAUGUUAAUAAUAGAUUCAGGUCGUAGAUUGGUGUCCACCAUCCCAUAGUAUACCAGAGCGACUUCACGCAUGUUGUUCCAUUUUUUCCAUGUACAUGUCCAGCAACUAACAUACCUACAGCCAGCUAUAAUGAACGCGGAUGGUUCUCACCAUAUACAGCAGCAGUUAGCAUUAUCGGGUGAACCAUUAAUCAAUGAUUUACAAGGCUUCUACACGUUAAAAUCACCAAUGUCUCUUCUCGAAUACCAAGAUCGAGCACUGCAACUACGAGAUUAUAGGCAAGCAUACUGUGAUUACUGGAAUAGUACGGCAGAUUCAAAUGGAAAUAUGGUCGAUGCAGUAUUAAUGCCAGCAGCACCUCAUGCUGCCGUUAUACCUGGAAAAUGGGUACAUCUCGGUAUGUUCUCUAAUAAACUUGAGUAAAUAAUUUGAUGUGAGCUGAUGCUAAUAAAAAAUAGCAUAUACGGAAGUACUCAAUCUGCUUGAUUAUACGGCAUUAGUUAUUCCAGUUACGCAUGCGGAUAAGCAUAUGGAUGAACUUCAUGCUUAUGUACCGGUUAGUGAGAAGGAUUCGAGAAAUUGGACGGCGUAUGAUGCGGAGAUAUAUCAUGGUGCGCCGGUGGGGAUACAGAUUGUAGGGAGAGUUUGUGAGGAGGAGAAGAUUAUUGGGGUGGCGGAGGUUGUCGAGGGGGCUUUGGGGAUGUGA
Messenger RNA from Sclerotinia trifoliorum, 2200 nucleotides. The record is from the annotation of a GenBank genome assembly. NCBI's taxonomy places the organism in Eukaryota, Fungi, Ascomycota, Leotiomycetes, Helotiales, Sclerotiniaceae.